GGUUAAGUCUUCGGGAGAUGCAAAAAUCUCAAACCGUGGGCGCCAAGUGAAAGGUGACUGUAACUGGAAGUCAGUUUCGAUUCUUUCGACGAAAAAAGGACUUUAAUUGCUCGAAAAAGGACAGUCUAAAAAUCUCUGCUGUCUCGCUUCUCUCUAUUUCCAAAACCCGCCUGUUUCCUUUCCCUCUCUCUCUCUCUGCUUUUUAUUUUACGCGUGUAGUGUGUAUAUAUAUUCAAACCGAGAUGCGGAGAUUUGUGAUUGGCAGAGCUAGAAAUCUCUUUGAAACUUCGCGUCAAAACUAUCAGUUUCAACGGCCCCUACUCUCCUCUUCUCAAUCCCCAUUUCGUUUCUUGUCCUCUACUCCUGUUGCUGACUCCCCUUCUUCUUCUCCGUCUUCAUCAUCCUCUUCAACAAUGGCUCCUCCUGUUACUGUUAAUACCAUUAACCCCAAGGUCCUAGAAUGUGAGUAUGCUGUCCGUGGCGAGAUUGUCUCCCUUGCCCAGAAAUUGCAAGAAGAGAUACAGACUAAGCCAGAGGCUCAUCCCUUUGAAGAGAUUCUGUACUGCAACAUUGGUAAUCCUCAGUCUCUUGGUCAGCAGCCGAUAACCUUUUUCCGAGAGGUUCUUGCAUUAUGCGACCAUCCAUCCAUUUUGGACAAAAGUGAAACACAGGGUUUGUUCAGUGCGGACUCCAUUGACCGGGCUUGGCAAAUUCUUGAUCAAAUUCCUGGGAGGGCAACUGGUGCCUACAGUCAUAGCCAGGGUAUCAAGGGACUACGUGAUACUAUUGCCGCUGGAAUUGAGGCCCGUGAUGGUUUUCCUGCUGAUCCAAAUGAUAUUUUCUUGACAGAUGGUGCCAGCCCUGCAGUGCAUAUGAUGAUGCAGUUACUGAUAAGAUCUGAGAAGGAUGGUAUUUUCUGUCCCAUCCCUCAGUAUCCUUUAUACUCUGCGUCAAUUGCUCUCCAUGGUGGAACUUUGGUUCCAUACUAUCUUGAUGAAGCUACAGGUUGGGGUUUGGAAGUAUCUGAGCUUAAGAAACAACUGGAGACCGCCAGAUCCAAGGGCAUCACAGUUAGGGCCUUGGUUGUAAUAAAUCCAGGCAACCCAACAGGACAGGUUCUUGCUGAGGAAAACCAGAGGGCAAUUGUGGAGUUCUGCAAGCAAGAAGGUCUUGUUCUGCUAGCAGAUGAGGUUUACCAGGAAAAUGUUUAUGUACCUGACAAGAAAUUCCACUCUUUUAAGAAGGUUUCCCGGUCUAUGGGUUAUGGCGAGAAGGAUAUAUCGUUGGUAUCUUUUCAGUCAGUUUCAAAAGGGUAUUAUGGAGAGUGUGGAAAAAGGGGAGGUUAUAUGGAGGUUACUGGGUUUGGUGCUGAUGUCAGGGAGCAGAUAUACAAAGUGGCAUCGGUGAAUCUGUGUUCUAACAUCUCUGGUCAAGUUCUUGCUAGCCUUGUCAUGAGUCCUCCCAAGGUUGGAGAUGAAUCUUAUGAAUCCUACAGUGCUGAAAGAGAUGGAAUCCUCUCAGCUUUAGCAAGGCGUGCAAAGACAUUGGAAGAUGCCUUCAACAAGUUAGAAGGUGUAACAUGCAACAAGGCAGAAGGUGCAAUGUAUCUCUUUCCCCGAAUUCACCUGCCCGAAAAGGCAAUUAAAGCUGCUCAAGCAGCAAAAACAGCACCAGAUGCAUUCUACUGUCGUCGUCUCCUCAGUGCCACUGGAAUUGUUGUUGUUCCUGGUUCUGGCUUUGGGCAGGUUCCUGGCACGUGGCAUUUUAGGUGCACAAUACUUCCUCAAGAAGAGAAGAUUCCGGCCAUUGUCACCCAUCUAACAGAUUUCCAUAAAGGUUUCAUGGAUGAAUUUCGUGAUUGAGUCUGGGGUAGCUUUGGAAAGAGUUCAGAAUAAGACUGUGCCCCUUUUAUAUAGAUGGAUGGACACUGUGUUAAUGCGUUCUUUUUUCCCCCCCAUCUUGACGGAAAGAUACCCCAACAUUGUAAUGUUGGCAUGUCCACCAAGUCUUGACAUUGUAAUGUCUUGAUAAAAAACAUUGUGAUCAUUUGUUAUAUGGCUGGUCAAUCCUCUAGCUAAUAGUAGUUGGAUCAUUGAUACCAAAUUGGGUGAUCAAUGCCCAAAAUAUGGUACUUGAGUGAACGGCAAUGUUUUGCCUGCUUUAAUUGUAAGACCAUGGACUCAUGUGAUCUUCGGAAUUGGGAUUAUGGCAGAUAGAAAAUUGAAGUA
Theobroma cacao (cacao) is the source of this 2228-nucleotide messenger RNA. RefSeq names its product alanine aminotransferase 2, mitochondrial-like. NCBI's taxonomy places the organism in Eukaryota, Viridiplantae, Streptophyta, Magnoliopsida, Malvales, Malvaceae. Gene Ontology annotation, molecular function: pyridoxal phosphate binding; L-alanine:2-oxoglutarate transaminase activity. Gene Ontology annotation, biological process: biosynthetic process. The record is from RefSeq and is a predicted model, not a curated record.